Messenger RNA from Acaromyces ingoldii, 1135 nucleotides. RefSeq lists its product as hypothetical. Lineage: Eukaryota; Fungi; Basidiomycota; Exobasidiomycetes; Exobasidiales; Cryptobasidiaceae. The transcript has 2 exons. The record is from RefSeq and is a predicted model, not a curated record. The coding region runs from base 62 to 1123 and encodes 353 amino acids.
ACUUAUCCACUCUGACGCAUCCAGCCACGGACGACGACGGCGACGGCGACACAGAGCCGAAAUGGCAUCGUCCUCUUCACCUUCGCAGCGACGGCGGGCGAACCCGCUGGCCAUAGUCGGUGGUCUUCUGGCACUUGGCGGCCUCGGGUAUGCCGUUUACACCUACGUCUCUGCGCCCGUCGGGCCUCAUUCGCCAGCCGAUGGGCGAGCGUCGAGUUCAAAGAAAAAGAUUGCCACAAAACGGCCGUCGAUGUCUCUCUCCCUCCCGCCGACAUUCGCGCGAACGCCUCGGGCCAUGUCGAUCCUUCGCCGUCUGCUUGCCGAUCUCUCUGCCGUCUACGUCGUGACGCUCAUUUCGCCGCCUCCUCAACACGCAGCCAACGCCAACGCUGCGGUCGUCUCUAACGGUACGGCCCUUUUUGGCAACGACGACGACGAAGAGGAGGGGAAGGAGGAGGAGGCAGGUGCUGUCACAGGCGGCGGCGGUGACGUGGGCAUUGCCAGUGUGGCUGCCCUGGCCGAGUCGCUCAAGGAUGUCGAUGGCUUUGAUCAGCGCCGCGUCCUCGAGUACGAAAAGCCAGAGGGGAGAAUGUCGCUGGGGCGCGCGCUGGCAUGCGAUGCACACGUCGAGGUGCUCUUGCAGCAGCAGCAACAGCACAGGAGGCAUGGGCGGGACAGCGAGCCCGGCGACGAAGAGGGUGAUGACGACGAUGGAGACAGCACACCACGCGCCGGCUCGCCCGUCUUUGGCAGCUCUGCGUCGCUGUCGAGAAAGCAGAGGGAAAAGGCAAAGGAAGAUGGCAGCAGCCUGAAAAAGUACCAGUUAGGCCUGGAGCAGCUCCGCAAGGCGACGGGCGUCCUCGUCGUCCUGGCCCUUGCCUCGCUGCAGGAUGCGGAUUCGACGGCCUUUGUCGAUCAGCGGCCAAGGGUGGGCCAGAACGGGUCAGCUAAGCCAGGCGAAGCGAGGCUGCAUCAGGGUGGCGAGCUGGAUCCGGACCAGAUCCUGGGUGCCUUUCGCGAUGUUCCUGGCGUCAAGACUAUCGACUGUCGUGGUGCUUACGGUGACGAAGGCUGGAAAGAGGCUGCCGACAUGCUUGUGGGGCUUAGGAGCGGGUGGAAGUAGUGCACUUCUUAG